AUGGAUGAUAUAUCCAAUCACCGAAGGUGGAUGUAUAAUCGAUUAAUGCCAGGGAGGGGGUUACAUGAAGCAUUUAUUGAUGGUGUUGAUGAGUUUGUGAACUUUGCAACUGCACAGUCCGAGUAUCAAAAUAAUGAGGUGAUUAGAUGUCCUUGUAAAAAAUGUAGAAAUCUAUAUCAUUUAAAGCCAGAGGAUGUUAAGGUUCAUCUAUACAAAAAAGGAUUUGAACCUAACUAUUGGGUUUGGAUAUGCCACGGAGAAGAACUACCUCAACAAAGUGGUGAAGCAACGAUUAAUGAUUCUAGGGGAAAUGCACAAGAUGCAGAAUUGAAUCAAUAUGAGUCAAUGUUGUGUGAUAUUGCUGGUCCAAGUUUCAACCCAAAUAUUGAUGAAGUUGAAGGUGACAUCCCACAUGAGUCUUCAAAGAAAUUCUAUGACUUAUUAGAGUCAGCUAGACAACCACUGUGGUCCGGAAGCAAUGAAGAAACUGAGUUAUCAUACACCUUGAAGAUAAUGGACAUCAAAUCCACAUUUAACAUACCACAACUAGCAAUGGAUGCAAUAUUACAACUACAUAAUCGGGCAUUUGGUCCUAAUCGUGUGCCUUUAACCUAUUAUCAAUCACAAAAAAUGAUUGGUAAAUUAGGUUUGGGAUAUGACAAGAUAGAUUGUUGUGUGAAUGGGUGUAUGUUAUACUACAAGGAUGAUGUGGAACUAGUUUCAUGUAAAGUUUGUGGAGAAGCAAGAUAUAAGACUGAUAGGCAUACCAGAUCUCAUCUCAAAAAGGUUUCACGAAAAAAAAUGCACUACUUGCCCCUCAUUCCUAGGUUGCAAAGGUUGUAUGCAUCGCCUAACUCCGCAAAACACAUGCGUUGGCACUUUGAAAAUCGCCGUGAGCCAAAUGUUAUGUGUCAUCCAUCAGAUGGUGAGGCAUGGAAAAACUUUGAUACAAUUUACCCAGAAUUUGCUGCAGAACCUCGGAAUGUUAGGCUAGGAUUGUGUGCAGAUGGCUUUUCUCCAUUUGGUAUGAAUGCUAAAACAUAUUCAUGUUGGCCAGUCAUAGUUGUGCCCUAUAAUCUUCCUCCCUCAAUGUGUAUGACAAUGCCAUACAUGUUCUUAUCUUGUGUAAUCCCAGGAAAAAGCAAUCCUAAGGCAAAAAUUGAUGUGUACUUGCAACCACUCAUUGAUGAAUUGAAAUUAUUGUGGGAUACAGGUGUAGUGACUUAUGAUAUCUCAUUGAAACAAAAUUUUUUGAUGAAGGCUGCAUUAAUGUGGACCAUUAAUGACUUUCCCGCAUAUGGGAUGUUAUCGGGUUGGCAAACAGCAGGAAAACUAGCAUGCCCUUAUUGUAUGCAUAAUUCAAAAGCAUUUUACCUAAAGAAUUCUAGGAAAAAUUCUUGGUUUGAUUGCCACCGUCAAUUCUUGCAUCUCAACCAUCAGUUCAGAAGAAAUAGAGAAGGGUUUCUCAAAAAGAUGAUAGAAAAGAGUAGAAUUCCUCAAGUACAUACGGGUGAUGAGUUGUUUGAGCGAGUAUCUACCUUUCCAAAAAUUACAGAAGGUGUGAUUACUCGACAAAUUGGUUAUGGACACACACAUAACUGGACGAAGAAGAGUAUAUUUUGGGAUUUAGUAUAUUGGAAAGAUCAUUUGCUCCGGCACAAUCUUGAUGUUAUGCACAUUGAAAAAAAUGUUUUUGAUAAUGUGUUCCAUACUGUGAUGAAUGUUAAAGGCACAAAUAAGAAUAAAGAUAGUGUAAAGUCUCGAUUGGAUGUACAUGAGUAUUGUAACCGACCGCAAUUACAUUUAGUUGAGCAUAAUGGAAAAGUGUUUAAGCCGAAAGCUAAUUACACUUUGGAACGGGAUGAACAAAGAGUUGUGUGUGAGUGGGUGCAAAAUUUGAAGUUGCCAGAUGGGUUUGCAUCAAAUGUAGCAAACUGUGUAGAUCUUAAUGAAAACAAAUUGUGUGGUUUGAAAAGCCAUGACUGUCACAUCUUUAUGGAAUGUUUGAUGCCAAUUGCGUUUUCUUUGUUACCCCAUACAUGUUGGAAUGUUAUAGCAGAACUAAGCAUUUUCUUCCGUCAUCUUUGUUCUGCCACACUGUUUGUGAAUAAGUUCACUUACCGUAUGAAGCAAGAUUAG
Ipomoea nil (Japanese morning glory) is the source of this 2139-nucleotide messenger RNA. RefSeq lists its product as uncharacterized. The record is from RefSeq and is a predicted model, not a curated record. NCBI's taxonomy places the organism in Eukaryota, Viridiplantae, Streptophyta, Magnoliopsida, Solanales, Convolvulaceae. Bases 1 to 2139 code for a protein of 712 amino acids. The transcript is spliced from 2 exons.